This is a messenger RNA of Thecamonas trahens ATCC 50062, 450 nucleotides long. Its product is annotated as thioredoxin fold domain-containing protein. NCBI's taxonomy places the organism in Eukaryota, Apusomonadida, Apusomonadidae. The transcript is spliced from 2 exons. Gene Ontology annotation, molecular function: protein-disulfide reductase [NAD(P)H] activity. Gene Ontology annotation, cellular component: cytosol. Bases 52 to 450 code for a protein of 132 amino acids. The record is from RefSeq and is a predicted model, not a curated record.
CCACCCCACCCCACCCCGACCACUUGACCCUUUCACCCCACCACCACCACCAUGCCCAUCAAGCGCAUCACCGACCCAACCGACUUUGACGCGACGCUCGCGGCCCACUUUGAGGGGGAGUCCACCGGCCCGACAUACGUGGUGUUCAUCGGGUCGGAUGACCCCGGAACUGGCGAGUCGUGGUGCUCCGACUGCGUCAUUGCCGACCCGCUCAUCCGCCAGGGCGUUCGUGCCGUCCCCGGUGCCGUUCUCAUCGAGUGCCCUGUCGGCGACCGCGCGGUGUACAAGAACAACCCGGACCACCCUUACCGCGUCCACCCGCAGAUCGCGCUCACUGCCAUUCCCACCCUCAUCGCCUGGACCGCCGAUGGCCCCGGUGCCCGGCUCGUCGAGGAAGAGUGCGCGAGCGAGGAGGCCAUCGCAGAGCUCGUUGCCUCGAUCACGGCCUAA